This is a messenger RNA of Megalobrama amblycephala (Wuchang bream), 6515 nucleotides long. It is a transcript of the gene skor1a, whose product is annotated as SKI family transcriptional corepressor 1a. Gene Ontology annotation, biological process: negative regulation of transcription by RNA polymerase II; negative regulation of BMP signaling pathway. The coding region runs from base 3454 to 5709 and encodes 751 amino acids. Gene Ontology annotation, molecular function: SMAD binding; DNA-binding transcription factor activity, RNA polymerase II-specific; RNA polymerase II cis-regulatory region sequence-specific DNA binding. Lineage: Eukaryota; Metazoa; Chordata; Actinopteri; Cypriniformes; Xenocyprididae. The transcript is spliced from 9 exons. Gene Ontology annotation, cellular component: nucleus; transcription regulator complex. The record is from RefSeq and is a predicted model, not a curated record.
CAGUCCAGUUUGAUUAGCGCGGGGGCCGGACGAGCAAUGAAAGACCUGUUCACAGCCAUUACCAAGAUUCCUUUAUCAAUGUCUAGUAAUUAAAAUGUCACCACUUAAUUUUCAGGCCAUGGUGAGCCUCUUGUAGCAAUCUUUUCCUAAUAAAAACAGUAAUCGAAACGCUAUUUUCACUCGAAACAAAAAGGUUGCGGUAUGCGACUCGAGGGUGUCAAGGCGACAGAGAUCAAUAUGAGAGAAGCUGAUUGAUCUCGCGCUAAAGUGAAAUUUAUUGGGGUCGUGCUUUUAUACUGCGCGGAUAUAGCGACGACUGUAGAACACUGCUUUUCAGCUGAUGCGUUUAUUAAACCUCUCUUGCUGAAUUAGUCUGUCUUUGAUUUAUGUGCCAAUCUUAGCAAUGACCUCCAGGACAAGAUCUCUUAUAUUUUCUAAAAGUGGUUCCGUCUUUUUUUCUCAUCUGAACUUGUUAAUGCGUUCUUUGAAUUGAAUGAGCUUCUUCGUAAAAUAAAAUUAUACAUUUGGUUUAAGAUAGCCACCACAAAAAAAAGGUUAUUGCUUAAGUUAUAUAGCCUAGACUUAAGAUGUUGUGCCAUAUUUAACUGAAAGUUUUUUUUUUUUUAAUUCAACCUAAAAUCGCGGUGGGAAUAAAGAGAUGCCUGAUCUCAUGGUCAUUGCCUUUAGUUCUCUAAAACGGCAACCAGAUGGCAUCAGUUCAGACUGUCCUGUAAGGGUGUCCGGGGCAGCUGAUGAUGGCAUUAGUCUUCUUAGAGGACAUCCAUUUAAAAAUAACUAAAGACUCCAAUCAUACCGACUACUCGUUCUUUAGUCUAUUUUAUUACAAAGACUCAGAACCAUUUGUCACCACACACUGACAGAUUAAAGCUAUAGUUUACUUAUGCGGUAAUAUGGUAAAUCCUGCUAUUGGACUAUAGGCCUUGUUUUAAAUAUCCUCCCACCAUAUUAGCACAACUUCAUGGCACUAGUUAUUUUUUAAUAACACAUUUAAUCCUAAUGUUAUGCAAAAAGAUCAUAUGCAGGGCGCUAUUUAAUCAAGACGUUUUUUCCCAAUUCUUUCUUUCAUACUCAGCAACUGGCCUAUAAAGUUUCUUUAAUUAGUUUACUCAUGCCCGUGUAAUAUAAUAGCCCGUAUAUUAAUGAGCCAAUAAUGGCAUAUGUCGUCCUGAAACACAAUAUUUAUCGUAUUGAUUCAACCGUUAUGUAAAAACAAUCAUCGAUUAUUUAAUAGCAUGUCAGAGAGGUUACUAAGCACAUCAAGUUUAAUACAAAGUAACCUGGUUGGUACUCAAAUUAAUAGGGCAUGGUAAUAUAGACAACUUUUAAAUUAAUAUAAAUGCAUUUUUCUUAGAGAGAUUUUAAUAUUGUGAGGAGGUACAUUAACGUGAGUGUGAGUUCAAAGGGAUGUUCUCAUAAAUGAUGGCAGGAUGGCUUGUUUAAAGACGGGUGUUGUGUAGCUUUACCUGCUCGUGGGAGGGUCCAGUCUUGUAGGACAUGUGAGCCCCUGUCUCCCCGCCAUAAACGCUAACAGUGCUGCAUUGAGUCUGACCACUAAAUAAUUAACAAGAAAGGAAUAAUUACAGAAUAAAAUUGUAAUUAUUGCUGGGCCAGAACGAAGCUUCUUGGUUGUGAAAGGAGACACGGCCAGGCAGAUCUGGUUAAAGUUUCCCUUCCUAUUAAUAUUGAAUUAGGUUAAGCCGUGGUCCCUUGGUCACAGGACAUACUGAGCAUCGCUUGACAGAUUUUUAAACUUUCCCAUUUGUUUUCAACUCUGUAAUGAAUGAUAUAAGCUAACUGUACAUUCUGCUUUUAAAACGUAUUUAUUUAGUUUCAUUUAAUUAUUGCUCGAAUAUUUUUAUUUUUUUAAACGCAUCCAUUUAUCCUACUUGUGUCAAAGAGCCUAUUAUACAACCUAUCCGUAGCCUACAGAUACAUGUUCAGUUAAUGCAAAAUACACUUUCGCUCGAAGGCAGUUCUGAUGUAAUAGCUCUGCUGAGAUGAACCAUUCCUCGAAGGCAUUUUUGGACAUUAUUAGGCUAACUAAUUGAUUCGGGUAAUUGUUAACAUUUUAUAUAAUUAAUUACAGUUUAAUCAAAAAUCUUUUUUUUUUUUUGAAACCUUAACGAAAGACGGCAGGUAAUAAAAUUGCUGUAAAAUGUGGAAUAAUUAAAAUAGGUUGGAAAUAUUUUACAAAAUAACAGGUAAAUGAAAAACAAGAUAUAUCAGCUAUUUAAAACAGACUAGUGAAUUUGUUUUGCGUUGUUUUUAAGCCGGUGUCAAACCCUCAUACGUGGAAGACGCGCACUAAACGCGUGACUGAAGAUGCCAAAACAUUUCUGAGAGAAUAACACAUUUCCACUGUCGUAUUCCAAAGUAGACGGCACAACUUUGCCCGGUUCGAUAUUGAUAUCUUUACGUCAAGACAUAGUGGGGUUAACUGAGGGGCAUUGAUCAGGUUUUAAAUAGUUAAUACGGCCAUAUAAGGUUGCACCACUUACCUCAGUCCAUUGCUCUGAUAUAUCACUGUUUGUACACACUAGCCGCUCUCACUGGCUGGUGUGUUUAACAAAUGUGCAUCAUUCACCAGGAGACAUGUGACGUAAAAUGCGAUGACCGCGAGCCUCUAAUAGCAGUUUAGACUGCGUGGCCUGUGGACAUGUUGCCUAGAGGAAAUGUUCAAUGCAAAUUUAUAAUGAUAUAUUGUUUGGUUUCCGAAGUGUCAUUCAAACAUGAACAUUAAGUUCUAAAAUUCAUGGGAAACAUAUUAGUCUCUGAGAAAAAGACACAGGUGUACAUGAUAUGAGUUGGGGGGGAUAAGCAACAUAAUUUACCGUUGUUCAUUGUUCAUGAACAAACCCAUCUAUUCCGCCUUUAUUCAUGCGCAAUCGUCUAUGCAAAAAAAAAAAAAAAAAAAAACGCUUAAAUUACAUUUAGUACCCUGUUUUUGGCGGCAUAUCUAUCUAUCUAUCUAUCUAUCUAUCUAUCUAUCUAUCUAUCUAUCUAUCUAUCUAUCUAUCUAUCUAUCUAUCUAUCUAUCUAUCUAAAUUGGCAGUGAUCUUUGUUUUGGAGUAGGCUAGUGGAAGCAAACGGUUAAUACCAGAAUCGGAUUUGAUCUCAGUGGGUGUGCCUUUCUUAUUCUUUUUGGCGUUCCCUCUCUUGAAGUAGAUUGCGCAGAACCUAUUAAGAAGAGGCACGAGCUCCGGGACUGCCAUGUGGUCACUCGGCUCGCGCUCCCGUCACCACGCACGAGAGCUGAGUGGGAUGGAAACUCUAAAGCUGUUUUGAGAGGGAAGACUCUAUCCAGCCUCGCAGUUCUCAUCACACACUACAGACGGACGCUUUUUUUUUGGUCCUUCUUGUUUUAGGCCUGUUAAUUUGACGCAAACACACUCGCUCAUCUGACUCCGUUUCCUCAUAAAAAGACUUCCAGGAAUGGAGUCGAUACCCGGUCAGCUUUCUACGGGACGAGAUGCUUGCUCUUCCCCCAACUCAAAGCAAGAACUGCAGCCUUAUUCUGGCAGCAGCUCGCUGAAGCCAAAUCAAGUGAGUGAGACCGCGCUGUACGGAGUGCCCAUCGUCUCUUUGGUCAUCGACGGUCAGGAAAGACUGUGUCUGGCGCAGAUUUCCAACACUUUGCUGAAAAACUACAGCUACAACGAAAUCCACAACAGACGCGUGGCGCUUGGAAUUACGUGUGUGCAGUGCACACCGGUGCAGCUGGAGAUCCUGAGGCGCGCGGGGGCCAUGCCCAUCUCCUCGCGCCGCUGUGGCAUGAUUACCAAACGCGAGGCCGAGCGCCUCUGCAAAUCCUUCCUCGGGGCUCACAACCCUCCCAAAUUACCCGAGAAUUUCGCUUUCGAUGUUUCACACGAGUGCGCCUGGGGCUGCCGAGGAAGCUUCAUACCUGCGAGGUACAACAGCUCUAGGGCGAAAUGCAUCAAGUGCACCUAUUGUAAUAUGUAUUUUUCACCCAACAAAUUUAUAUUUCACUCGCACCGCACACCUGAGUCUAAAUACACACAGCCGGACGCGGCUAAUUUUAAUUCAUGGAGACGCCAUCUAAAGCUCACCGACAAAAGCUUGUCUGAUGACAUUUGUCACGCGUGGGAGGACGUCAAGGCCAUGUUUAACGGCGGGAGCCGGAAGCGGGCGAUGCCAGGGAGUGGAUCCGAAAUGUCCUCCCCGCUCAAACCGCAGGCCUCUGGUAACAUCACGCAGACCUCUUCCCCUGACAUUCCUCACAAAACUUUGCGCUGCGACGACGACCGUGGUAACCUCAGUUUAACCAACAGCGUGCGUAACUACCCGAUCAUUCCUGUGCCUAGUAAGAGUUUCGGCAUGCUCCAGAAGAUCCCGCCACCCAUAUUCCCGCAUCCGUAUAGUUUCCCAGCAUUUGGACUGUGUCAAAAGAAGGAUGAUGGAGUUGGGGAGCAGAAUAAGACUAAUGUACCUGGUGUGUUCUGGCCCGGUGCGAAGGACGGUAUCUAUCCAUCGUUCCCCAUGUUUUGGCCUACCACGGGCAGCCUGCCGCUCUCAUCCUAUCAACCGGCGCAACUAAAGCCACACACGGAGCUCAUGAGUGGCCGGCAAACCGAAGCAGAGAUGUCAGAAAGCGAGCGGGGAGGAAACACACCUAGAGACAGUCUGUUCGACAGCGAGCGCUGCUCCAGCUCGCAGUCCUUAAGGAACGACGAGGACAAAUCUGGAGACGAGGCCAGGUCAAGUGAGGGUCAACCCAGCACCCCCAGAAAGUUGAGCUAUAUUUCUGCGUUCAGACCGGUCGUUAAAGAUGCGGAAAGCAUAGCUAAGCUCUACGGGAACAGGGACGCGUACAGCGGAGCUCACCCUGGCCAUUUGUCGCCAGACUUCGUUAGUGAGAGCUCCAGCUACAGAUCAGCAUCUCCGUGUGUGGAUAGCGGCGAAGAACCUGACGUCGACGUGGAGACUCACAGAAUUCCAGAUGAUGAGGAGUCUAUACAACUUUCCGUGGAUGACCGGCAAAGUCCCGUGGGUGAAAACAGUCGAACGCCGCGGCCGGACGAUGACCAGAUAGCCGCUUUCAGUGACGCGGGCUCCCCUGAACAGAAGCACAACAAGCAGGUGGCAAAGAAGAAUGAUGCCAUUGCUUACGAUGUGUACUCAAAUGAAAAGGAGGGAGCAUCUCUUCAAAGCACUCUGCCAUGUUUGGCCUCUAAACUUCCUCGCGGCGCGCCCGAAAUAAAUGAUUCACACAUUUCAACUGACGACGAAUGUGAAUCACAAAAAUCCUGUUCGGACCAAAUUAGCGUUAGCAAAGAGAACCCAAACGACGCUGCACUGAGAAGAGCUGAUAACAGAUUUAAUUUCGAGAAAGACAUCGAAAAUAUGGCGAAAGAGGAGCUCCAAAAGCAGCUCUUGGAGCAAGUGGAGUUAAGAAAAAAACUGGAACGGGAAUUUCAGAGUUUGAAAGAUAAUUUUCAGGAUCAAAUGAAGAGGGAACUGUCUUAUCGAGAGGAGAUGGUCCAGCAGCUGCAGAUUGUACGAGACACAUUGUGCAACGAGUUGGAUCAGGAGAGAAAGGCUCGUUAUGCAAUUCAGCAGAAGCUUAAAGAAGCUCACGACGCUCUUCACCAUUUCUCCUGCAAAAUGCUCACUCCACGCCACUGCACAGGGACCUGCACCUUUAAACCGCCCCUCUUACCACCUUAACUUAAAGCUGCAUCCCAGUGUCAUCUGUAAACCUCCCCUAAAGGAAUUCUCCAUUCUCACUCUGUUUGAGAGGUUCAAGUUAAGCACACUGAGGACUGCUGAAUCACAAUCCAUCCAAAGUUUUCACUGGCAUUUGAACAUUCUACUGUGGAUGAAAUUGUCUAGGAUUACUUAAGGAAAACAGAGUAAAACAAAUCAGAGGAUUACAAUAAACACUCAAAUAAUACUGUUACUUGUAAAUAGGUUGAUUUUUUUUAAACAAUACAAAAUACAUAAUAUGUGGCAAUGUGCAAUGAACUGUAUAAUGUGAAAUUUCAUAAACUGGAAUUGAUUAUUCUCAUUAUUUAUGUGUUUUUACAUGUAAUUGUUUUUCUCUAAAUGAAUUCACUGAUGUGCUAUCCCAAAUUAAUUGUGUAUCAUCGAUAUUAAGCACUUUAAAUAAGCAACAUUUCAGACAAAAUAUAUCCAAAAUGAUUCAACCCAAAAAUUAUUCAAAAUCAGCUGUACUUCAUAUUAAUGUACAAGUUUGAACAAGCACUUACCCCAUAUUUCCCAAAUAAACAAUUGAGAAUACAGCAAAAGUUGUUAUUCCACAUCAAAGUGCUCAAACUAAAUGUCAUAAGACCCCUGGAGUGUUUAUUUUCUUUUCUUUCUUUCUUUCUUUCUUUCUUUCUUUCUUUCUUUCUUUCUUUCUUUCUUUCUUUCUUUCUUUCUUUCUUUUUUCCUUCUUUCUUUCUUUCUUUUUUGGUCAAAAAUAAAUUGUUCUCUUGCCUCAUUCUUCAAUAAAAGUUCAAUCAAAGCCACAA